This is a messenger RNA of Oreochromis aureus, 4640 nucleotides long. RefSeq names its product protein unc-119 homolog B-like. The transcript has 5 exons. Bases 212 to 949 code for a protein of 245 amino acids. Gene Ontology annotation, cellular component: cilium. Gene Ontology annotation, biological process: lipoprotein transport; nervous system development; cilium assembly. The record is from RefSeq and is a predicted model, not a curated record. Gene Ontology annotation, molecular function: lipid binding. Lineage: Eukaryota; Metazoa; Chordata; Actinopteri; Cichliformes; Cichlidae.
ACACUCUCUCCUUCAGUUCACCGGGCUCUGGGCUCGCCAAGCGGGUUGUCAUGGCAACUGUACAGCAUGCGCUUACAAAAACAAGAGCUUGACCGUUCACCCACCGCUCUCUCGACAUUCGACAUCCACGGCGCCAUCUUCUUCUUCUUCUUUUUCAAGCCUUUAGAUAGGCUCUCGUUUAAAUAGGAGGGAAGCUGAGGAGAACGGGAGGAUGAGCGGAGCCAAAUCCCGCGGCGACCAGCCUGUUGCUGAAAAUGUCACCAGCGGCGGGCACGGCACUGCGGCUCCUCCGCGGGACCGCAAGACAGGCGGAGGAGUUCUGAAGAGGCUCAAGUCCCGAAGGAGCCAGCAGGUGGACGGCAGGGCCGUAACGGAGGAAGACCUCCGGGCACAGACUGGACACAUCACCCCGGAGGACGUGCUGGGGCUUCGAGUAGCUACUCGAGGGUACCUCUGUAAACCCGAGGACAAUAUUUACAACAUCGAAUUUGUCCGCUUCAAGAUCAGAGACCUGGAGACAGACACGGUCCUAUUUGAGAUUGCCAAACCCCCACAUACAGAUGAUGAUGAGGAGAACAGAGAGUCAGACGCCAGCACAGGCCGGUUUGUACGCUACCAGUUCACCCCAGCAUUCCUGCAGCUGCGGACCGUGGGAGCCACGGUGGAAUUCACGGUUGGGAACCGGCCUCUAAGCAACUUUCGCAUGAUCGAAAGGCACUACUUCCGUGAUCACCUGCUGAAGAGCUUUGAUUUUGACUUUGGCUUCUGCAUCCCAAACAGCCGUAAUACCUGUGAGCAUAUCUAUGAGUUCCCUCAGCUGUCUGAGAGCCUGGCAGGACUUUUGCUGGCGACGUCAUUACUGAUGAACACAUGGGCAGCUUGCCAAAAGGUAUUUGUAGUUUUAUUAAGCCAGACCUCCCAGACAACCUCAAUUCCAAAAGAGUUGUGACACUGUCAAAUGUAAAUAAAAACAGAAUGCAAUGAUUUGCUCCUAUAUCUGCUAUACCAAUAUUUUAUUCACUGAAGAACAUAGAAAGCAUAUCAAAUGUUUACAAUAAAAAAAAAAUACAAUUUUAAGAAAAAAAAAGAGAUCCUUUUAAAUUUGAUGACAGCAGCACAUCUCUAAAAUGUGUUACACAAUCAUUUAUGGACUGCUGGUUUUAACAACAGUCCAUAAAUGAUCUCUGGGAACUGAGGAAACCAGGUGCUGGACCUAAAUGUUAUCCUAUUCUUAUCUAAUAUAGAAAUCUAGUUAUUGAGCAGUCCCAAAUAACUACAUUAUAACUAGAAACUUUGUUGCAAUUUCAAUUUUAUGAUGUAUUAAAUGGUUUCAGUUGGUGAGAAGUCUUCGACAAUGAAGCCAUGCUAUUGUAAUAAACACAGUACACAGUUUAUCAUUGUCUUGCCGGAAUAUCCAAGGAUUUCACUGAAGAAGACGUCGUCUGGAUGGGAGAAUACGUUGCACUAAAACUUGUAUAUACCUUUUAGCUUUGAAGGUGUCUUUUUCCAGAUGUGCAAGCUGCUAAUUCAGUAGGCAUUAAUGCACCCCCAUACCAUUAGAGAUGCAGGGUUUGGAACUGAAAACAAUCCAGAUGUUCCCUCUUCAGCAUUUCUUGAUCAUGUGCACAUUAUAGCUUUGUCUUUACUUGAUAGCACUUUAACCUGAAUUUGUGGAUAGCACAGUGAACUGUGUUUACAGACAGUGAUUUCUGGAAGUAUUCCUGAGUCCAUGAUUUCCAGAAUAGAAUCAUGCCUGUUUUUAAUGCAGCGCUGCCUGAAGGCUUGAAGGCCAUUGUCCACUGCGCAUGGAGAUUUCUCCAGAUUCUCUGAAUCUUGAUGAUAUUACGUACUGUAGAUGAUGAUAUAUUUAAAGUCUUCACAUCUUUACACUGAGCAACAUUAUUCUGAAACUGCUCAGUGUUCAAUUGUUCAGUGUUUUUCUGUAGAUUGGUGAACCUCUGCCAAUCUUUACUUUUGAGACACUCAUGCAGUCAUGCAGGUCACGGUAAUCUAAGGAGCUCGGAAGGAAAAGCGACCGGACUUCUUUAGGUUUCUUGAAGACAGCUCCCAUUAGGGCUUAAAUACCUGGGACUCUCCACCAUUUGGUCUUAGAACUGAAGAAGCUUUUCGGAUGAGAGGUGUAACGUCUUCAGGGAAGUUAAACAAGUCCAGAGGCUUUUCUUUCCAACCUCUGCCUCUCUUUUUAUGCCCAGUCAUGUUGCUGACCUGCUACCACUUUAGCAGGUCAGUCAGAAAAUAUUUUUUUUAGUACCACUUAUUUUCCCAGGCUUUUGUUUGCCCCCAUCCCAACAUGUUUUUUAGAUAGACUCUGAAAUAAAUUUUACAGAGUGUUGUGUUUUUGGAAAUGCGGCUCUAAUUGUAUCCAGAACAUCACACAGAUUUUCUGUAUGAGACAUUAUGUCAUUUUCUUCAACACUUGGCCAUGGUUUAGGUUUUUAAUCCUGGCUUAAUACUAUAAUACUAACCAUAAACGCCAUAUGUACUUUGAAACUGUUCUUGGCUGCUGUGAUAGUUGCCACUCUUCACUCUGGCCGGGAAGAAAUCCUUCCUGAAGCAACAACAUGAAACAAACUUUAGCCAAAGCUAAUAUGAAGCUUCAGUAACGAGCUAGCUAAAAAUAGUCGAAAUCCAGACAGUCUGUGUCAGUUUCUUGCCAGAGUUUUGUCUGGUAAUCUACACUCGACUAUCACAGAGGGCUCAGAUGAAGCAAAACACAAAGAACUUUAAAAAAGAAGAAGCAAAAAACACUUUGAAAGAUGUCAUUUUUAUUGCUUUUGCAGUACGUUAGCGUACAUGACAGUGUAUAAUGCACACAGCAUUACUGUUUUAAUAAACAGUUAUAUUUACUUGUGUAUCUAGUAUAUGUAUACACUAUACCUUGUGAUGUUGCUGAGCCUUUUCUCAAGGAGCGAUAGAGUUACUGAAGUGUUUUUUUGUUUUGUUUUUAUUUUUAAGUUUUACUUACAUGGAUAUUCAAAAAGUUUUCACUGACAUGCAUUUAUCAUCUGUUUUGCAGUCCGUCAGAUGGUGGAGUGUCCUUAUGAGACUCGGUCAGACAGCUUCUACUUUGUCGAGAAUAGACUGGUCAUGCACAACAAGGCAGAUUAUGCUUACAACGGAGGACAGUGAUGUCUGCCUGCUUGCGUGCAACCACACACACAAACACACGAACACGCUCAUACACGCCCAUCUGCUCACUUUUAUUGAUAUAUACACAGGCACGCACACAUGCAUGUUUCUGAACAUACAUAUGACUCAUACCUGGCCCGGGAGCUGCUGCAGACACGGUUCAGUUGCCUCCAGUGUUUGUAAAGAUGAAUUACCAUUCGUUGCAAUCACUUUCAGGAGAUGUGUUUUGCAUUAGUGUGAGGUUACAGAUGGGUUAAUUUAUAGGCUUUUGAUUAUAGAGAAAUCUUUCAAAUCCGAGAGAGCUUGCAAUUUGCAGCCGUGUAUAACACGUGGCUCAGAUCGAUCAGAUGGACAUUAGUCUUCUCUUUACAAUUUUAUAAGUGUCCUAACAGCCAUUGAGUGAACACACACACAUUUGCAUACACACACAUGCACACUCAAUCCCCGAGUGACACACAUAGUGUUUACACAGGGUUUGUCAGAAGCAGCUGUUCUCAGAGCUGCCGCCUCCACAAUCCACUCCAGACAAUGUCGGGGGAGAAACAGAGGAGCCAUCCACAAAAACACUCCUGUCAAACGCACAUGGUCACUCCUGCAGCCCCCUCCCUAGCUCCCUCUCCGCCCACACAAACAGACACGUCAAUAGUAGUACUGUAUAAGACUUUGAAUUCAACCAAAGGUUUCUGACAUUAUCACUGUUUUUUAUUUAUUUAUUUAUUUUUUAUUUUGCAGUUCUGUGACGGCUCGUUAAGAAAGGCCGUGUCAAGUAGAAAUUUCCCCCUGGUAUCUUCAGAGAGCAGCAGAAGUGUCCCAAAGAUGUCCUGGUUUCCUUAUUUCAAAUUGGAGCUGUUAUGUUUGUCCUUAUUUUCUGUCAUUUAGCGUUACGCUAACAGAUGCUGAUUUAUAACAAGGUCGCAGAUAACAAGGUCAGCAUAUGUACAAGUUAUCACCACAAGCUCUUGGCUCUGUACGAUGCCACAGAGCUGUGAUUUCCUUAAGAUGGUCAUCUCUCACUGUGAGCACACCGGCCCCACCCACCUGCUAUUCAAACCUUGUCUUUGCAAGAGACAACAAUCAAAUGUAAAUUGUUUUAACAGGGGUAGGGAGCUUAAAAUGGCUUGUUUCAGACAGCGGACAUCCCACUGUAAGGUAAUUGUGGAUUAUUAGAAAAUGUGAAUCACGCAGCACUACUUUUAAUCUGGAAAUGAGCAAAUUACGUCCCCUUUUCUUGGUGACAGCAAUCAAUAAAAGUGAAGAUUUUCUGAACAUUUAGGUUUGAUUAUCUGUACUUCCAAUUCCUUAUCACAAACAUCUUAAAAGCUUGAUUAUGUCUGAUAUUUGAGUUUGUCUUUAUCCUAACUGGACAGCAUACUAUCUCUUGGUAAUUUGUAAACUUUGGUGUUCGGGGUUAAAGGUGGUGUUUGUAAAGUAUAUACAUAUAUAUAUAUAUAUAUAUAUAUAUAUAUAAUUUGUAAAAAAGUGAAAUGAUU